AUGGCGGAAGAAGAGUCGUUGGAAGACAAUAUUGCUGUGUUCAAGAAAAUUGUCUCAGAUUUGAAAAUGUUGGAGGUUAAGUACAAUGAAGAGGAUCUUGCCUUGAUCCUAUUAUGUUCGCUGUCUGGCUUUUAUGCGUCGUUUCGCGACACCAUUGAGAAGUUGAAACAUUUGGUUAGGGCUACAUCAAGGGAUGAAGAAACUCUUGUAUCUCAUGGUAAACGAAGGGGUAGAUUGAAGAAUAACAGGAAUUUGUUUUGCUUCUACUGCAAACUUAAGGGACAUUUUCGGAAGGAUUGUGAUAAGCUACAGGUUAAAGGUGAUUUAGCUGCAUAUCGUGGAGUGCAAUCGUCAACUUCAGACGAAACAAAUGCAGUUGAGAAUUUUUCAGAUGAAGGAUUGUGUUAA
Molecule: messenger RNA, 408 nt
Organism: Olea europaea var. sylvestris
Lineage: Eukaryota; Viridiplantae; Streptophyta; Magnoliopsida; Lamiales; Oleaceae
Exons: 2
Coding region: 1-408 (135 amino acids)
Molecular function (GO): nucleic acid binding; zinc ion binding
Source: RefSeq, a predicted model, not a curated record